AUGUCGCUUCCUCUUACGUCUUUAGCAGGGGCCAUCGCCUCCCCCCGUGUGGUGGCAAGCAUCGCCCCCGGUAGCAGCAGCAGCGCCGACUGCUACGUCAUUGUAUGGGUCGAGGGCAAGGAGACGCCGGUGUAUGCAUGCACCGCGCCUCUUCCCUCCACUCGACUCCCUGCGCCGUCGUCGUCGGCCGCUUCUGCCGGGCUCGCCGCUGUUCCAGCGGUGAACGUUGUGACGCUGCGGCGCUUCUUCGCUGCUCUCGUCCUUCUCUCGUCCCCACCACCGACGGCGGAGGCGCGGAGAGGCGGGCAUCGGGUGGUGCUGCCUUGCGCCUCUUCCUUUACUGGGGAGGCCACCACAUUGCUCUGUGCAACCCUUCCGCUGGGCCUGGUGAGCGCAUUCGGCGCGUCGCCGCCGUACUACUACGUCGCCGUGCUGGCCCCAGGCACUGCUGCCGUGGUGGACGAUGAGCUGCUGGCCUGGCUGGCCGCCAGUGUGCUGGCAGCGCUUCACCCCGACACGUGGGCAGCGGCUGUGUCGGCGAUUGGGCAGGGGUAUGGCGUGGCGCUUCUCUCACCCCCCGCUGACGCACCGGACUUGUGCUCGCAGCUUGGUCAGUACGGUGCCGCCGAGGUGGGCAGAGCGCACGCCGACGCCGCCGCGGUGGAGGACUACGGUGCUCGAGAGGUGCUGGCGGACAGCGCGGCUCAGUCUUCCCUAGUCGAGGUGCUCAGGGGGUUCGAGUCGUGCUGCGACUCACCGGUCGCGGUUGCGAUCAGCACCCUCCUCCGAAGGUGUUGGGCACCCUUUGCCAUCUCGCCCGCCACAGCCGCAGCCUCCCUGCACAUCUCGCUCGCUGGCUACUUCGCCCUUUCCCCCCCGUCCUGCCCUGGUGCGAGCGGCGAGGAGGCGCCCCACCUUGAGGACGCCGUGAGUGGCUCUGCCGCCUCGCCCCUGGCGCCGAUCCUCUACGCGUGCUCGGCCGACUGUCGAGAGGCGCUGCGCCUCCUCGCCGCCUUCUGCAGUCGUCGCGCGACGGAUCUCCAGCAAGUCAGCAGCACGGACGCCGCGCCUCUGGCAGUUCUCCCCCUCGGUGGUAGCAGCGGCGGCGGUGCGGUGGCCCUGGUGGCGGGCAGCGUCGGAUGCAUGUACCCCCACACAGUCCUGUACCAGGCGGUACUUGUUCAGGGCGAGUGUCCCCCCCGCGGCGCCGCUGUCGACCGCGCUGCACCAUAUGUGCACUGCUUGGCCAGCGGCGCGGUCGCUGCCUGCGGAACUCCCUGGCAUGCCGACUUACUACGCAGCGUGUGGGCGUGA
Leishmania braziliensis MHOM/BR/75/M2904 is the source of this 1314-nucleotide messenger RNA. RefSeq lists its product as hypothetical. NCBI's taxonomy places the organism in Eukaryota, Euglenozoa, Kinetoplastea, Trypanosomatida, Trypanosomatidae. The transcript has a single exon. The record is from RefSeq and is a predicted model, not a curated record. The coding region runs from base 1 to 1314 and encodes 437 amino acids.